AUGACCGAUUUGCAGAAGAAGGUCGCCCAGGUCGGCGGCUACCGGCAGCUCGAGGCUCAGCACGAGGCCAAGGUCGGCGCUUGGAAUGGCCGUCAUGAACUCCUGAAACAUGGAUCUAUGAAGGAAAUGACCAUCCUUCUGGCUAUUGGGGAUAAUGCCCAAAGUCGCCGCCGCCACCGUCGUCGGUGGCGCCGCUGGCCGGGGGAAGAGGGCGCGGGAAACGUCCGGGUGGCGGUGGGAUAUGCGGUCGACCUCGACCCUUAUAUGCCAGUACAGAGGACUACCGGCCAGCACGGCGUCGUCGUCAGCGGGGCCAAAAGCCCCCAAAAACCUUGCUGCGUGUUGUUGCAGGUUGAUACCGCGGACAGCGUCAUCACCUCGAAAAUCCACUCGGUUACGGUGAUGGGCAGCCUGCGGCUGGCGCUGUCCAGGUGCCGUCGCUGGAAGCCUGAUUGA
Messenger RNA from Thermothielavioides terrestris NRRL 8126, 456 nucleotides. RefSeq lists its product as uncharacterized. The coding region runs from base 1 to 456 and encodes 151 amino acids. The record is from RefSeq and is a predicted model, not a curated record. The transcript has 2 exons. Lineage: Eukaryota; Fungi; Ascomycota; Sordariomycetes; Sordariales; Chaetomiaceae.